CCGGUCACACAACAAAUCAGGGUAUCAAGCGUUGAAGGGCCCGAAAUGCUAGUUUUUCACUCUCUCUGCUCUGACUCUGAACUGUCAUUGAGAUGCUUGUGGAUAUAGCCAGAGAAGAGCUCUUCAUUCUGCUGCUUUCCCUCCAUUUCUUGUUUGCUAACCAACAACCAUGUCUAGCCUUACACCUGCCACUUUAGCUCUUCCUCCCAACCCAAAAUCAUACUCUGCUUGGCACAACUCUCUGUUAGCCGCGCUCGCUUCCUCCACAACUCUUACACAUCUUAAACAAAUUCAUGCUCAAAUCCUUAAGUCUGGAUUUGAUCGCCCAAACUCCCUCCUUCUCAAGCUUGUCCUUUCCUCUUGUGCCCUGUCCUCCUCCGGCCUCGACUAUGCCCUCUCUGUCUUCUGCCAAAUUCAAAACCCAGAGACCCGUUUCCGUAACAGAGUUUUGCGUGAAUUUUCUCGCGGUUCCAAGCCUGAGAAGACCCUUUUGUUGUAUGAGAAGAUGAGGAGAGAUGGGUCGAAUUUAGACAGGUUUAGCUUUCCACCAUUGUUGAAAGGGAUUUCCAAAGCUUCUGCCUUGAAUGAGGGAUUAGAGAUUCAUGGGCUGGCGUCAAAGAUGGGUUUUGAUUCUGAUCCCUUUAUUCAGACAGGGUUAAUUGGAAUGUAUGCUGCAUGUGGGCGGAUUACAGAUGCACGUUUGCUGUUUGAUAAAAUGUCUCACCGGGAUGUUGUUACGUGGAAUAUUAUGAUAGACGGGUAUUGUCAGAGUGGUCUUUUUGAUAAUGUAUUAGAGCUCUAUGAAGACAUGAAAAGCUCUGGUAUGGAGCCAGAUGAGAUAAUUCUUUGCAGUAUACUCUCUGCUUGUGGUCAUGCUGGAAAUCUGAGCUAUGGCAAAACAAUCCAUGAGUUCAUAAGGGAUAAUCAUCUUGUUGUUGACUCUUAUUUACAGAGUGCACUUAUCAGCAUGUAUGCAAAUUGUCGUGCAAUGGAUUUGGCUCAGCAACUCUAUGAUAAACUCUCAUCAAAACACUUGGUUGUUUCAACUGCAAUGGUUUCGGGUUAUGCAAAACAUGGAAUGGUUAAAGAGGCUCGCAUGAUAUUUGACCAAAUGAUUGAAAAGGACUUGGUGUGUUGGAGUGCAAUGAUAUCUGGUUAUGCUGAGAGCGAUCAGCCUCAAGAGGCUCUUAACUUGUUCAAUGAAAUGCAACAACGGGGAAUCAUACCUGAUCAGAUCACAAUGCUGAGUGUCAUUUCUGCAUGUGCUCAUCUUGGUGCGCUGGAUCAAGCUAAAUGGAUUCACUUGUAUGCAGGUAAGAAUGGGUUUGGAAAAGCUCCAUCAGUUAAUAACGCAUUGAUUGAUAUGUAUGCCAAAUGUGGGAGCUUGCUUGGAGCAAGAGAGAUAUUCGAGAAUAUGCCGAGAAAAAAUGUGAUAUCUUUUUCCACUAUGAUUAAUGCUUUUGCCAUGCAUGGGGAUGCUAAUAAUGCCUUAAACCUUUUCCACAGAAUGAGCGAAGAAAAUAUUGAGCCCAACUGGGUUACAUUCGUGGGCGUCCUCUAUGCCUGCAGUCAUGCAGGAUUAGUUGAGGAGGGCCGGCAAAUUUUUUCAUCAAUGAUUAAUGAUUAUGGCAUCUCUCCCAAACAUGAGCACUACGGUUGCAUGGUUGAUCUCUAUUGUAGAGCCAAUCUCCUGAGACAGGCUCUUGAGCUGGUUGAGACGAUGCCUUUGGCACCCAAUGUUAUAAUUUGGGGAUCCCUUAUGUCUGCUUGUCAAGUCCACGGUGAGUUUGAAUUAGGAGAGUAUGCUGCCAAACAACUUCUUGAGUUAGAGCCAGAUCAUGAUGGGGCCCUUGUAGUUUUGUCAAAUGUUUAUGCCAAAGAAAGAAGGUGGGAAGAUGUUGGACAGAUCAGGAAACUAAUGAGACAUAAAGGUAUUUCUAAGGAGAAGGGAUGUAGUAGGAUUGAACUGAAUAAUGAGGUGCAUGAGUUCUUAAUGGCGGAUAGAUAUCAUAAACAAGCAGAUAAAAUAUAUGAGAAGCUAGAUGAGGUAGUGAGCCAACUAAAGGUGGCUGGCUACACACCAAGUGCAUCAGGCAUUUUAAUGGACAUAGAAGAGGAAGAAAAGAAAGAAGUAGUACUAUGGCAUAGUGAAAAGUUAGCACUUUGCUAUGGGCUAAUUAGUGGGAGAAAGGAGCCAUGUAUUCGUAUAGUUAAGAAUCUUAGAAUAUGCGAGGAUUGCCAUACCUUUAUGAAGUUGGUUUCAAAGGUAUAUCAGAUAGAGAUUGUUGUGAGAGAUAGGACUAGAUUUCACCAUUGUAAAGGGGGUGUUUGUUCCUGUAAAGAUUAUUGGUGACUUAUUUCUAGUAGUAAACUGAAUGAAUUAUACAGUUAGUUCUUAAAUUUAAUAGCAAA
Messenger RNA from Neltuma alba, 2412 nucleotides. Its product is annotated as pentatricopeptide repeat-containing protein At4g14820. Bases 170 to 2353 code for a protein of 727 amino acids. Gene Ontology annotation, molecular function: zinc ion binding; RNA binding; protein binding. Gene Ontology annotation, biological process: RNA modification. Lineage: Eukaryota; Viridiplantae; Streptophyta; Magnoliopsida; Fabales; Fabaceae. The record is from RefSeq and is a predicted model, not a curated record. The transcript has 2 exons.